AUGGAGCCUGAGCGUACCUCACCAAGCAGCGCCUCUAACACCAACGAGGUGAUCUUACCCCAGACGCCAGCCAUGUCCGGAGCUUUGCCCAUUGUUGCUACCGAUCCGGCUUCGGAUCUUCCCUCGAUGCCUAGACCUAGGGUCCGGGAGCGUCAAAAAAGCCAAAACAGCCUUCUCAUGGAGCUUCUUUCCCGCCGCAUGAGCCGACAGACCCUCUUACAGCAAAACCAAUCCCGUACCCAACAGCCACCCCUCGUUCCACAAUCACAGCCGCUUCUGGUUGAUAAUGCCAUGGAUGUUGACCAUGAUGAAACCCUGGGCGACGACUCUUCACUGCCCGCACUGCCCUGUACUCAGAAAAUCCGUCCAUCAAGACGAUACUCAGCUCUGCCUUAUAUUGCCCCCGUUGCACCCGAGACGAAAAUUGACCCGGACGUUGCCGCUAGGGUCCUUGCCAGGAUGCAGGCCAACACCCAAGCCGAUUCCAUUUCCCCUCCUUCGUCCACAGGUUCAUCUUCGGUCCAGGCCAUUGAGAUCGACCCUACUGAGCUGGCAGAAGACGACAUAGAGGCCGAUGAGGGCUACGAUGAAGGACCUGAGGAAUUUCCCUGGUUGGGCGAGAAGCCAUCGAGUGGGCUUACUGGAGCCCUGAGAAACCAAGGCGUUCUCAGCUUCACAACGUCUGCUGAGGCGGCCAUGCGCUGUCCAAAGCUUGUACGAAAUGUCCCUCGCAUGCGGAAGCGGACGCACAAGAAGAAGGAGCACAGACUGCGGACGUCGAGGGACACGACCCGUGAGCUGAGUCAAUCACGGGCGCCCGCAGCGGAUGCAUCUUGA
Molecule: messenger RNA, 837 nt
Organism: Trichoderma breve
Lineage: Eukaryota; Fungi; Ascomycota; Sordariomycetes; Hypocreales; Hypocreaceae
Exons: 1
Coding region: 1-837 (278 amino acids)
Source: RefSeq, a predicted model, not a curated record